Molecule: messenger RNA, 20077 nt
Organism: Coregonus sp. 'balchen'
Lineage: Eukaryota; Metazoa; Chordata; Actinopteri; Salmoniformes; Salmonidae
Source: the annotation of a GenBank genome assembly
GUGGUGAUGCUGGAUGAGCCCACGUCGGGCAUGGACCCGUCGGCGCGGCGGGCCACCUGGGACCUGCUCCAGGGCGAGAAACGCGGGCGCACCAUCCUGCUGACUACGCACUUCAUGGACGAGGCCGACCUGCUGGGGGACCGUAUAGCCAUCAUGGCCGGGGGAGAGCUGCAGUGCUGCGGGUCGCCGCUGUUUCUCAAGAACAAAUACGGUGAGAGAAAAGAGUGAGAAAAAGAGGCAUGCUAGAGAGGAUAAAGGAUGGGGCAAAGGGAAGAGAGGAGGGAAGGUAAAAUGAACAGGUGUGAUGGAGAGGUUGUAGAAAGUGAGAGAAGAGAAAAGAGGUGGAAUAGAGUGGUGAAAGGAAAUGGGUUGGACAGAAUGGGUGGGAGGUGGAAGAGUGGGGAGUGAAGAAUACAAGACAGAACGUGCUGAAUGUGAAUAGUGUGUAUAACUAGUAGUUGUAGAAUGUAUUGAGGUGAUAAGAGAAUGUUUCAGAGAUCUAACUUCAUCUUCCUUCUCCUGCAUCUCAGGUGCUGGCUACCACAUGGUGAUCGUGAAGGACGCGCUGUGCAACGUGUCUGAGAUCACACGGCUGGUCCACAUGUACGUUCCCAAUGCCACGCUGGAGAGCAGUGCCGGGGCUGAGCUCUCAUACAUACUGCCCAAAGAGAGCACCAACAGGUAAAACAGAUGCACGCAGACACACACACACCUGUAUGUCUCAUUCCCUCCCAACCUAAAAUCAAUACCCAAUCUUACACAGGCUAUCAGUGCCGAUGGCCACAGCUCUGAGUUUAGUGUGACAUACUAUUUCAAGUUGGGUCCAAUCUGAGGGUGUUGCUACUUGCUACAGUAUGAUUACAGAGACCUCUACUUCUAGAGGUGAGGGUGAUAUUUCAAGUAGAUACAGUGGGGGAAAAAAGUAUUUAGUCAGUUGUGCAAGUUCUCCCACUUAAAAAGAUGAGAGAGGCCUGUAAUUUUCAUCAUAGGUACACGUCAACUAUGACAGACAAAAUGAGAAAAGAAAAUCCAGAAAAUUACAUUGUAGGAUUUUUUAUGAAUUUAUUUGCAAAUUAUGGUGGAAAAUAAGUAUUUGGUCAAUAAAAAAAGUUUCUCAAUACUUUGUUAUAUACCCUUUGUUGGCAAUGACACAGGUCAAACGUUUUCUGUAAGUCUUCACAAGGUUUUCACACACUGUUGCUGGUAUUUUGGCCCAUUCCUCCAUGCAGAUCUCCUCUAGAGCAGUGAUGUUUUGGGGCUGUCGCUGGGCAACACGGACUUUCAACUCCCUCCAAAGAUUUUCUAUGGGGUUGAGAUCUGGAGACUGGCUAGGCCACUCCAGGACCUUGAAAUGCUUCUUACGAAGCCACUCCUUCGUUGCCUGGGCGGUGUGUUUGGGAUCAUUGUCAUGCUGAAAGACCCAGCCACGUUUCAUCUUCAAUGCCCUUGCUGAUGGAAGGAGGUUUUCACUCAAAAUCUCACGAUACAUGGCCCCAUUCAUUCUUUCCUUUACACGGAUCAGUCGUCCUGGUCCCUUUGCAGAAAAACAGCCCCAAAGCAUGAUGUUUCCACCCCCAUGCUUCACAGUAGGUAUGGUGUUCUUUGGAUGCAACUCUUUGUCCUCCAAACACGACGAGUUGACUUUUUACCAAAAAGUUCUAUCUGACCAUAUGACAUUCUCCCAAUCCUCUUCUGGAUCAUCAAAAUGCACUCUAGCAAACUUCAGACGGGCCUGGACAUGUACUGGCUUAAGCAGGGGGACACGUCUGGCACUGCAGGAUUUGAGUCCCUGGCGGCGUAGUGUGUUACUGAUGGUAGGCUUUGUUACUUUGGUCCCAGCUCUCUGCAGGUCAUUCACUAGGUUUGAGGUUGUGGACAGGUGUAUUUUUAUACUGAUAACAAGUUCAAACAGGUGCCAUUAAUACAGGUAACGAGUGGAGGACAGAGGAGCCUCUUAAAGAAGAAGUUACAGGUCUGUGAGAGCCAGAAAUCUUGCUUGUUUGUAGGUGACCAAAUACUUAUUUUCCACCAUAAUUUGCAAAUAAAUUCAUUAAAAAUCCUACAAUGUGAUUUUCUGGAUUUUUUUUCUCAAUUUGUCUGUCAUAGUUGACGUGUACCUAUGAUGAAAAUUACAGGCCUCUCUCAUCUUUUUAAGUGGGAGAACUUGCACAAUUGGUGGCUGACUAAAUAAAAAAUUUCCCCAUUGUAUAUAUAGCUGACGUCCCAAAUGGCUCCCUAUUUAGUGCACUACUUUUGACCACUUUUGACCUGGUGAAAAGUAGUGCACUAAAAAGGGAAUAGGGUGCCAUUUUGGUCACAGCCAUAGUUGUUGGUUUUAUCUGUAUUGAGUGACUGUUGAGAGGUGGUUUAACGGCCUGAGAUGUAUCUAUAGCUCCCCCAUGACACAAGACUGUUUUAGAUCCGGGUCUGAUUGAUCUCUGAUGGAUCAAUGUUUUUACCUCUCCAGGUUUGAGCUGCUGUUUGCAGAGCUGGAGAUGAACAGAGAGGAGCUGGGCAUCGCCAGCUAUGGAGCCUCUGUCACCACCAUGGAGGAGGUCUUCCUCAGGUAUGGGACCUCACUCACCACAGCUCCCAGGGAGAGUACCAGCUAAGUCUGGAUCUCUCACCACAGCUCCCAGGGAGAGUACCAGCUAUGUCUGGAUCUCUCACCACAGCUCCCAGGGAGAGUACCAGCUAGGUCUCUCGGUACUGGUUCAUAUGAGUCAAAUAUUGAUAAUACACUUUACUUAAAGCCUGCCAUUGUAAUUAAGACUUGUCAUGAGUAUGUAUGUACCUGCAGGCUUUUAAGUGUACACACACACACAUACAUACACACACACACCAGUGGUGGUCGGUGCCGUCUAAGAUGAGGGAGGAUGAUUAUUUCUAUUACAGCAUAUUGGAUGACUGUCUUUCAUAUUCCAUUCACCCAAUUCAAUGUAACAGCGAUAGGUUUAGGCUACUACGUGAUACAAAAAAUUUCCCUAUACCCAUCAUGAGUUUGCUACAACCUACGAAUGAAAGUUUACAACAUAGAUGAACGCAGGUCGAGAGAAACAUUUGAGGUGACAGACAGUGACACAUUCAAUACCGCCUUGCACACUCUUGCCUGCAUCUAGCUGAUCUAGGGUGUAAUCAUUAGUCUAACAGUUGCAAACAAGAGUUUCUAUUGGACAAAUUCAGGUAUGUUUAUCCCCGUUUCGUUCCGUUUGCUUCCGUUUAAGAAAAGUUUUUCAACAGAAUCGGCGGAAUGAAUACACCCCUGAUCACGCGUAAACACAGUUCACUUUCAUAGCAGCCGCGUUGUAUUCCUUCUCACAUCUAUGAGCUGUCCUCCUCUCACCUUUUCUCUUCGUUUGUGGACUUCAAUGCACAACACAUCAGCUGUAUGUGACCAGGCGAAAAAACCUUUCCAAGCCAAACCAUAUCAUAACCACUACAGCCUACAUCGUUGUCACCAAUUUGUAGUCAACAUACAGUUGAAGUCGGAAGUUUACAUACACCUUAGCCAAAUACAUUUAAACUCAGUUUUUCACAAUUCCUGACAUUUAAUCCAAGUACAAAUUCCCUGUCUUAGGUAAGUUAGGAUCACCACUUUAUUUUAAGAAUGUGAAAUGUCAUAAUAAUAGUAGAGAGAAUGAUUUAUUUGAGCUUUUAUUUCUUUCAUCACAUUCCCAGUGGGUCAGAAGUUUACAUACACUCAAUUAGUAUUUGGUAGCAUUGCCUGUAAAUUGUUUAACUUUGGUCAAACGUGUCGGGUAGCCUUCCACAAGCUUCCCACAAUAAGUUGGGUGAAUUUUGGCCCAUUCCUCCUGACAGAGCUGGUGUAACUGCGUCAGGUUUGUAGGCCUCCUUGCUCGCACAUGCUUUUUCAGUUCUGCCCACACAUUUUCUAUAGGAUUGAGGUCAGGGCUUUGUGAUGGCCACUCCAAUACCUUGACUUUGUUGUCCUUUAGCCAUUUUGCCACAACUUUGGAAGUAUGCUUGGGGUCAUUGUCCAUUUGGAAGACCCGUUUGCGACCAAGCUUUAACUUCCUGACUCAUGUCUUGAGAUGUUGCUUCAAUAUAUCCACAUAAUUUUCCUUCCUCAUGAUGCCAUCUAUUUUGUCAAGUGCACCAGUCCCGCCUGCAGCAAAGCACCCCAACAGCAUGAUGCUGCCACCCCCGUGCUUCACGGUUGGGAUGGUGUUCUUCGGCUUGCAAGUCUCCCCUUUUUCCUCCAAACAUAACGAUGGCCAAACAGUUUAUAUUUUUGUUUCAUCAGACCAGAGGACAUUUAUCCAAAAAGUAAGAUCUUUGUCCCCAUGUGCAGUUGCAAACCUUGGUCUGGCUUUUUUAUGACGGUUUUGGAGCAGUGGCUUCUUCCUUGCUGAGCGGCCUUUCAGGUUAGGUCGAUAUAGGACUCGUUUUACUGUGGAUAUAGAUACUUUUGUACGUGUUUCCUCCAGCAUCUUCACAAGGUCCUUUGCUGUUGUUCUGGGAUUGAUUUGCACUUUUCGCACCAAAGUACGUUCAUCUCUAGGAGACAGAACGCGUCUCCUUCCUGAGCGUUAUGACGGCUGCGUGGUCCCAUGGUGUUUAUACUUGCAAACUAUUGUUUGUACAGAUGAACGUGGUACCUUCAGGCAUUUGGCAAUUGCUCCCAAGGAUGAACCAGACUUGUGGAGGUCUACAAUUUAUUUUCUGAGUUCUUGGCUGAUUUUGUUUCAUUUUCCCAUGAUGUCAAGCAAAGAGGCACUGAGUUUUGAAGGUAGGCCUUGAAAUACAUCCACAGGUACACCUCCAAUUGACUCAAAUGAUGUCAAUUAGCCUAUCUGAAGCUUCUAUAGCCAUGACAUCAUUUUCUGGAAUUUUCCAAGCAGUUUAAAGGCACAGUCAACUUAGUGUAUGUAAACUUCUGACCCACUGGAAUUGUGAUACAGUGAAUUAUAAGUGAAAUAAUCUGUCUGUAAACAAUUGUUGGAAAAAUUACUUGUGUCAUGCACAAAGUAGAUGUCCUAACCGACUAUCCAAAGCUAGUGGUUGAAAAACGAGUUUUAAUGACUCCAACCUAAGUGUAUGUAAACUUCCGACUUCAACUGUAGCUACAAUCAUGCAGUAACGUUACAGUGUACAGUCAGUAAGCAGUUUAGUACUUGCACCGGCGGGCCCCGGUGGCAAUAAAUUAGUAAAACCAAAAGCUUACCUUGACUUGGAAGAGUUCCAGUGUUGUUUUGGAUAGUCAUAGCCAGCUAGCUAACAUAGCAUCCCUCUAUUUGAGCAGGGUGUUUGAGUAGGCUUAACUAGCUAGCUGCAUUUGCUAGCUAAGUAAGUGAAACUGAAAGUAAAAAAACAAAAUGACAAUCUCUAUCGCUCUCUUGCUUCUCCUUCAUCUUUCUCUCUCUUUGAGUCAACUACUCACCACAUUUUAUGCACUGCAGUGCUAGCUAGCUGUAGCUUAUGCUUUCAGUACUAGAUUCAUUCUCUGAUCCUUUGAUUGGGUGGACAACAUGUCAGUUCAUGCACGAAAGCUCUGAUAGGUUAGAGGACAUCCUCCGGAAGUCGUCAUAAUUACUGUGGAAGUCUGUGGAAGGGGGUGAGAACCAUGAGCCUCCUAGGUUUUGUAUUGAAGUCAAUGGACCCAGAGGAGGACGGAAGCUAGCUGUCCUCUGGCUCCACCAUGGUGCUACCCUACAGAGUGCUGUUGAGGCUACUGUAGACCUUCAUUGCAAAAAAGUGUUUUUUUAAUCAAUUAUUUGGUGACGUGAAUAUACUUUGUGUAUUUGUAUCUAAAAAGGAUAACUUUUUUAAUGUUUUACCAUGUUUAUUUGUAUGAAAUUCACAGAGGAGGAUGGUCCUCCCCUUCCUCCUCUGAAGAGCCUCCACUGACACCCACACUUAUUCCAGUUCUCAUCUUCCGCUCAAUUACUCCAUCACCAGCCAGCUGCCUUCAGCCUACUUCUGAGCAAUUAUUUAUGUCUGUGUGUUUAAAGCCUGUUUGUCUGUGUGUGUUUUGAGCAUAUUUUAAUGUUUGUGUGUGUGUGUGUUUUGAGAGUAAUCUCAUGUGUGUGUGGGGGGGGGGGUUUAGUACAGUUUGUGUUACUGUCUGUUAGUACAGUUUGUGUUACUGUCUGUUAGUACAGUUUGUGUGCGUGCACACGUUCUUGUAGGCAUGCGUUCUUUCAGUAGGACACAGCUGUAAAGGCUCUAAACAGGAUGUAGCAAUUACCUCCAAAAUGUCUCAUUUCAGGCGUCAUUAUUUUUACAUCAUGCUGUGGGUCUAUCAGUGAGUGUCUCAGUCAUUAACCGUAUACAAAAGCCUCAUUAGUCCUCUAUUUGUUUUCAACUACACUAAAAGCCACCAUCUUAACACAUGUUCAAUCUGUUCACACUGGUACAUACUGUAGCUGAAGGUGUAACACCAUUUAAAUUAAUCCUAUCAUUAGGGUUUAUUUUUAACUACACUAAAAGCCACCAUCUUAACACGUGUUCAGUCUGUACAUACCCUGGCUGGUACAUGCUGUAGCUAAAGCCUUAACUGGUCUUUUCAGUUUAUUUUCAGCCCUACAACAUACAGCCUCUUUCCAUUAUUAAUUUCAUUCAGCUUUAUUCCCACCCUGCUCUUUGAAGGGGUGGACCAUCUACAUUAGUCCUGUCAUUUCAGUUUCUGUUCACAUAUGCUGAAAGCUACCUAAUUUAACACCUGUUCAGACUGUUCUUACUUUGGCUUAGUAAGUUCUGCUUCUUUUCAUCUUACUACAUAUGUGGUCUCAUGGCCAUUAUCAAUUUGAUGGAGCUACUGCAGAGGCCCCUAGUCCAUUUUCAUUGCUGAUCUCUUAUAGAACUGUUAGAUGAAGCUCCUUGAAAAUUUAGCUGUAGAUGGAAUCAAAUGUUGCCGCUCCGUCUCUCUCCUCUACCUGUCUUUGUCUGCCUGUUGUAACAGACAGAUGUCUGUCAGGCAUUGUGGGAGUGGAGAUUGGCUGGCUGAAUUCAUCAUAGAUUUGUAACGAACAGAAAUAGUGUUCUGGCUAUUGUGGUUGUCCAAGCUCCUGUCCAUCCCCUCUGAGAGGGAGAAGGCGUAGAGAGUUAGCAGGGCUGGAACGACAUAAAAUGCUCACCAUCACCAAUAACACACACUUAUUAAGUACUCUCCAAUGUGCUCCUUUGUUUUGUGUACAAUAGACACCCCCCUGGGGUGUGUUCCUGAGUCCUGUGAAGAGAUUUCAGCAUCAAAAUCCCAUCUGAUUUGCACAGAGUGCUCUCUCCAUAAGCCACUUCCUGAACACGAUGAUUCAUCCAAUUAUGAAUUAAUGUUUAAUGUCUAUAAUUAAGUUUUGUACAAACUGUCAAGAUGUCAUACAGUACAAAGAAAGGGUCCUACGUUCUUCCGGACCACCUGACAUGAUUAAGAAAAACUAAAGUUUCCUGGUCAGAUCACAUGUUCUGGGAAAAACUCAGCAUAGUUCAUUUAAUAUACAGCUGAAUUAAAUUGUCAUAAUCUCAUCAUUUAACACUAGGUAUCUAACUACUUUAAAUUGUAUAUUUCCUUAUAUGUUGUCAUGAUAAAGCUCAGUUCAGUAGGGUAGCUCAAUAAAAUUGUUAUAACUAAGUUGUAUUCGUCCCUGUGUACUGUCAGACUAGAGAAGUGCACUAAGUUGCAUACAGUGCCUUGGGAAAGUAUUCAGACCCCUUGACUGUUUCCACAUUUUGUUACGUUACAGCCUUAUUCUAAAAUGGAUUAAAUAAAGGUCCCCAAGAACACAGUGGCCUCCAUUAUUCUUAAAUGGAAGAAGUUUGGAACCACCAAGACUCUUCCUAGAGCUGGCCGCCCGGCCAAACUGAGCAAUCAGGGGAGAAGGGCCUUGGUCAGGGAGGUGACCAAGAACCCGAUGAUCACUCUGACAGAGCUCUAGAGUUCCUCUGUGGAGAUGGGAGAAUCUUCCAGAAGGACAACCAUCUCUGCAGCACUCCACCAAUCAGGCCUUUAUGGUAGAGUGGCCAGAUAGAAGCCAGUCCUCAGUAAAAGGCACAUGACAGCCCGCUUGGAGUUUGCCAAAAUGCACCUAAAGACUCUCAGACCAUGAGAAACAAGAUUCUCUGGUCUGAUGAAACCAAGAUUUAACUCUUUGGCCUGAAUGCCAAGCGUCAUGUCUGGAGGAAACCUGGCACCAUCCCUACGGUGAAGCAUGGUGGUGGCAGCCGUCAUGCUGUGGGGAUGUUUUUCAGCGGCAGGGACUGGGAGACUAGUCAGGAUCGAGGCAAAGAUGAACGGAACAAAGUACAGAGAGAUCCUUGAUGAAAACCUGCUCCAGAGCGCUUAGGACCUCGUCCUGUUGGAAGGUGAACCUUCACCCCAGUCUAACGACCCUAAGCACACAGCCAAGACAACGCAGGAGUGGCUUCGGGACAAGUCUCUGAAUGUCCUUGAGUGGCCCAGCCAGAGCCCGGACUUGAACCCGAUCGAACAUUUCUGGAGAGACCUGAAAAUAGUUGUGCAGCAACGCUCCCCAUCCAACCUGACAGAGCUUGAGAGGAUCUGCAGAGAAGAAUGGAAGAAACUCCCCAAAUACAGGUGUGCCAAGCUUGUAGCAUCAUACCCAAGAAGACUUAAGGCUGUAAUCGCUGCCAAAGGUGCUUCAACAAAGUACUGAGUAAACGAUCUGAAUACUUAUGUCAUUUUUUCAUUUUUACUAAAUUAGCCAACAUUAAAAAAAAACAUGUUUUUGCUUUGUCAUUAUGGGGUAUUGUGUGGAGAUUGAUGAGGGAAUAAAACAAUUUAAUCCAUUUUAGAAUAAGGCUGUAACGUAACAAAAUGUGGAAAAAGUCAAGUGGUCUGAAUACUUUCCAAAGUUACUGUAUGUCCCUGUGUACUGUCAGGCUAGAGAAGUGCACUGAGUUGCAUAUGUCCCUGUGUACUGUCAGGCUAGAGAAGUGCACUGAGUUGCAUAUGUCCCUGUGUACUGUCAGGCUAGAGAAGUGCACUGAGUUGCAUAUGUCCCUGUGUACUGUCAGGCUAGAGAAGUGCACUGAGUUGCAUAUGUCCCUGUGUACUGUCAGAAUGGUAAAGAUAAGUAAUAGAUACAACAUCAACCAUAUUAUAAUGUUUGUAUUUCCUUGUGUGUGUCCUCAGAGUGGGGAAGCUGUUGGUCUCUAGCCUGGACAUCCAGGGUUAGGGUUAGAUAUAAUGCUACUGUACUAAGCUGUACAUUCCUGUGUAUUCCCAGAGUGGGGAAGCUGGUGGAUUCUAGCCUGGACAUCCAGGCCAUCCAGCUGCCAGCGCUGCAGUACCAACACGAGAGACGCUCCCACGACUGGACCUUGGACGACGCCAGCAGCUACAGCGCCAUGACCGACGUUACCGACUUCACUGACAGCGGCACGCUCAUCUCCGAGGACUGCUCCAACAUCAAGCUCAACACAGGGGUGAGAGAGGAUAGUUUUUUGUGUGGAUUCAGGCAGAAAGUAAGCUGAAUGUCAAUAUAGAAGGUUGCCUGUUAACACAUCUUCUCUUUCUGUCAUCAAUAUGGUUUAUUAAUAGGAAAGUUUAGGAGCUUACAAAAUAUAGGAACAUACUGUAUUAAAUCACAGAUGAUAUGAAAAUAAUGUAUGUCUGUCUGUCUGUGUCUCUGUCUGUGUCUCUGUCUGUGUCUCUGUCUGUGUCUCUGUCUCUGUCUUUCUAGGCCAGAUUGUACAUGCAGCAGUUCUAUGCCAUGUUCCUGAAGCGGGCGCUCUAUAGCUGGAGGAACUGGAAGGUGAUUGUUGCCCAGUUCCUGGUGCCCCUGGUGUUCACCGUGCUGGCCCUGGUGGUGGCGAAGACCUUCCCCGGGCGCCACGACUCACCGCAGUUGAGGCUGGCACUGGGCCGCUACGGGCCCACCACCGUACCCGUGGCCCUGGAGCCCGGCAAGGGACCUCUGGCAAUCGCCCUGGCACAGGUGUAUUCCUCGCAAUUGGCCGCCCAGAAAGCCCAGGAUGUCAGUAUUAGCGGUAAGCGUGUCAGCAUGUUGGAAGGGAUCGGAUGAUCACAUAAUGAGUAGUUAUUUGAGAUGCAAGGUCAUUUGUAGAUCAGUGAUUCUGUGCAGCCUGUCUGCAAUCUAGUCAAUCUCAAACACGCAUGGUGGAAUCUACUUCAGGCUUUAGACCAUAGAGAUGCACCCAUGGAAAAAGCUUAUCUUUACUGAUCCACCCUAUCCCCUGCUCCUUUUCCUUAGACUUCACUGAGUACGUGCUCACCAAGACCGAGGAGGAGGGCGGGGCAUUCAACGAGCGCUGCGUGGUGGGUGCAUCGUUCUGUGGCGGCACGGGGAAGUUCGCCGAGGUCACGGCCUACUUCAAUAACCAGGGCUACCACACGGCCGCCACGGCCCUGAUGAUGGUGGACAAUACCCUGUUCAAGAUGCUGGCCGGGCCCAACGCCUCGAUUAUGACGGGAAACAUGCCAAUGCCCCGCAACGUCUCCGAGAGUGCUCAGAGUCAGCUGACAGAGUGAGUGGAGGUGGGGAAUGGGGAGGAUGGCAGGGAUAUAGGGGAGGAAGGGAGGAGGAAGGGGGGAGGGAGGGAGGGAUGGGGGAAUGGAAGUGGAGCGGGUGUUAUGAAAAGAGGAGAGGGGAUGGGAAAGGAAGGGAGAAUGGAUGAAAAAAAAAGGAGAGAAGUUGUAGGGACGGAAAAGAGGGUAUGGAAGGAACACAGGUGUUAUCUUUAACACAUUUGAGAAGAGGGGUGAAUGUUUAGUUGGGUACUCUGCAUGAGUCACUCUGACUCAGUCGAUUUAUCUUCCUUAUUGUUGUUAGAUAGAAGUUGACUUUUCCAUCAACCACCUUGUUUUGGGUCCCUAUUAUGGUCUCUCCUUUAAACACCUGCGGUCCACACAUCCGUUACAGCCACUAAAUCCCAAUUAAACCAGGCUACGUCCCAAAUGGCACCCUAUUCCUUAUAGAGUGCACUACUUUUCACCAUGGUCCAUAGGGCUCUGGUCAAACGUAGUGCACUAUGUAGGGAAUAGGGUGCCAUUUGGGAUGUAGGCCCAGUCAAUGAGCUCCCGGCCCUGCUGGCUGGAUCGAUGGGGAAGCAACAGAGGUUGAUGAUAAGUUAGGGUCUGAGGGGGAGAUAUUGACCAACAUCAUUCAUCAGGAGGUUUUUUAGAGGUGAGAGGAUAAAGAGAGAGUGGUAGUGGUUCGGUCAGCGAAGUUAUAUUGAUGGGAGGAAGGACUGAGUGAGAGAAGGAUGAGAGGAUAGAGGUCUGAUGAAGAUGAAUAUUUCUAGUUUCAUAAUACUCCUCCAUCUCUCUCUCUCCUUUUCCCCUCUGUCUGCCUACCUCACCACUCAAUAAAUAAUUUGCUUCCUCCCUUACUUUUCUUUCUCUUUUUCUGUCACUCCUCCCAGCUCCAUCCCCUUCUUUCUUUUCCUCCCGUCUCUUUCACACUUGUUUACCCUCCUCUCUCUUUCAUUGCGCUCUCUCUUUCGCUCGCUCUCUCUUUCUCUCCCUCUCUCCCCCUCACUCUCUCAAUUCAAUUCAAAUUGCUUUUUUGCUUUAGGGACAGUUUUAAUAAUAAAUAGUAAUCCCCCCCCCUCUCUCUCUCUCACUCCUUCCCUCCUCGACACAGAGGUCAGACGGGAUUCGCCAUCGCCAUCAACCUGAUGUACGGUAUGGCGUCCCUGUCCAGCACCUUCGCCCUGCUCCUGGUCACCGAGCGCUCAAUCAAAUCCAAGCACGUGCAGCAGGUCAGCGGCGUCUACCUCUCCAACUUCUGGUUCUCUGCACUGCUCUGGGACCUGGUCAACUUCUUCCUGCCCUGCGUGCUCAUGCUGGUCAGUAUACCAUCUGGAUUUACUUAAAGGCACAAUGCAGCUGUUUUUAUAUCAAUAUCAAAUCAUUUCUGGGUAACAAUUAAGUACAUUACUGUGAUUGUUUCAAAUGAAAAUGCUCAAAAGGAAACUGAAAAAUAUCGGCUAUCCCCCCCAAACAUCCCUCCCUCCCAACAGGUGGUGUUCCGGGCGUUUGCGGUCAAGGCCUUCGUAGCGGACAACCACCUGGUUGACGUGUUGUUACUCCUGCUGCUAUACGGCUGGGCCGUCGUCCCCCUCAUGUACCUGCUCAGCUUCCUGUUCUCCACUGCCGCCUCCGCAUACACCCGCCUCACCAUUUUCAACAUCAUCAGCGGCACCGCCACCUUCCUCACCGUCACCAUCAUGACCAUCCCAGGUGAGAGCCAAGGCCAGGAUACUAGCGUUUCACACUAUCGUGCCGACCCAAACCAAACUGUGCCGGCUCUGAUAUUUUCAGGAUGGGCCAGCUACUGUGGGGAUGCGUAGCCAGUGCCAGCCUGGUGCUCUUAUUUGCUUCACAACUGGGGAUUAGGCUGGCAAAAUACGCUGUGGAAAUACAUUUGAUGAAUUUCCCUUACCUUGAUUCUCUUUUCUCAUUACCUCUCCUCCUUCUCCUCCUCCUGUUUCCCCUCCUCUCCCUCUCCCUCUCCUCCUCCUGUUUCCCCCUCUCCCUCUCCCUCCCCUCUGUUUCCCUCCUCUGCCCUCUCCCCUCCCUCCCUUCCUCCUUUUCUCUGUUUUUCUCCUCCCUCUCUCCUCUCUCUCCUCCUCCUCACUCCUGUUUCCCCUCCUCUCCUCUCCCUCCUUCCCCUCCUCUCCUCCUCCUGUUUCCCCUCCUCUCCCUCUCUCCUCUCCCCUCCUCCCUCCUCUCCUCCUCCUGUUUCCCCUCCUCUUCCUCUCCCUCUCCUCCUCCUGUUUCCCUUCCUCUCCCUCUCCUCUCCUCUCCUGUUUCCCCUCCUCUCCCUCUCCCCUCCUCCCUCCUCUCCUCCUCUCUUCUCCCCCUCUCAGAGCUAAAGCUACAGGACCUGUCUCGUAUCCUGGACAAAGUGUUCCUGCUCUUCCCUAACUACUGCCUGGGCAUGUCCUUCAGCCAGUUCUACCAGAACUACCAGUUCAUCACCUUCUGCACCUCCAACCCCAUGGCCACGGGCUUCUGCCGUUUCUUGAGUGAGUAGUGCACGAUUCUCUGCUACAGCAGGGAGAGAGAAACCGUAGCUGUAUCACUGUGUCCGUAGUUCAGUAGGACUACCUAUCGUAUUAGUCGUUUUUUGGGGAGUGGGGUGGGGACCAAAAAUGUAGAGUAUUAUUUUAUGGAACAAUAUACAAAUGUUAUUGAGAAAGAUAAUUUGAAAAAUGUAAUGUUAUUGUGUAAAUAUAUGUAUUGGUUCUCUUAAUUUUGAUAGGAGAGAUACAAAUGUAAUGAGUAAAAGGUUGUUUGUUGAUAUUUGUUGAUGUGAAAAUAGAUUUGGGGUGGGGUGGGGUCGCCACAAUAAAAAAUAAAAAAAAGGUGUCUCCAGAAAUUCCUGCGUAAAAAAUAAAUAAUGGGGUCCCCGCUGAAAAAGUUUGAGUACCACUGUGUUACAUGAUAUGUAGUUGUAGGAAUAUUGUGUUGAUGAUGAUGAUCACAAUAAUGUUGAUGAGAAUGAUUCUGACUACGACGAUGGUAAUGAGUAUGAUGAAGAACCUGUCCUGCCAUUUUCUAGUUAACCCUUCGUAGCCCUGACUGGUCUUGUUGCUCCUCCCUCCUCCAGACAUCACGUACCAGGAGAACUACUUCUCCAUGUCGGAGCCGGGGGUGGGCCGUUUCCUCGUGGCCCUGUCCCUGCAGGGUGUAGUCUUCAUCACCCUCCUCUUCAUCAUCGAGAUGCAGUGUGUCAAAACCCUCUGCCGCUUCCUCACCCACCUCGCCAGGAGACGUAAACAGGUCAGCAGGGGAGGGGCCAGAGAAUUGACCAUAGGGUGCUGCCUCAUGCCCCAGGUGGGUGGAGUUUUCACUUUAUGACCUAUGGAAUUGUCGAAAAUGUGCAUACUCCGCCCACCUGGUGCCCUGAGCGAGAUGAAACUAAUGCCCCCUUUGUUUCUGUAGGGCUGUAUACAAGAGGAAAUUAUACACAUUUCUUUGAAGAAUUUCUGAUUUCUGAAAAGCUGGUAUAUUUUGGUGUGGUUGGGUACAAAAUUCAACAUAAUGUUCCCUGUUGCAAAUUCUUACAGCUGUAUUAUGCCAGUAGUAUAAAAAGAGCCCAUUGAUAGUAAUAGUCUGUAUGUGUCUCCUAGCUGCCUCUGAUAGGGGAUGUGGCCCUACUGCCGGAGGACAGGGACGUAGCGGAGGAGAGGAAGAGGGUUCUGGAGUGUCAGCCCAUAGUAGAGUCUAUGGUGGGGAGCCCUCUCAUACUGCAGGACCUCAGCAAGGUACAGCACCUGUCUGUUAGUCUGUUCUCCCUCCCAGGGGCAUUCAGUAGUGGUGAGGGUCUCUCUCUCUCUGUCUGUCUGUCUCUCUCUCUGUCGUUCUCUCUGUGUCUCUUUCUCUCCUCUCCCUCCAGGUCUACAGCAGUGAUCUCCCACCCUCUCCUCUCCCUCCCCCCCAGGUCUACAGCAGUGAUCUCCCACCCUCUCCUCUCCCUCCCUCCAGGUCUACAGCAGUGAUCUCCCACCCUCUCCUCUCCCUCCCCCCCAGGUCUACAGCAGUGAUCUCCCACCCUCUCCUCUCCCCUCCCCCAGGUCUACAGCAGUGAUCUCCCACCCUCUCCUCUCCCUCCCCCCCAGGUCUACAGCAGUGAUCUCCCACCCUCUCCCUCCCUCCAGGUCUACAGCAGUGAUCUCCCACCCUCUCCUCUCCCUCCCCCCAGGUCUACAGCAGUGAUCUCCCACCCUCUCCUCUCCCUCCCCCAGGUCUACAGCAGUGAUCUCCCACCCUCUCCUCUCCCUCCCCCCAGGUCUACAGCAGUGAUCUCCCACCCUCUCCUCUCCCUCCCCACCAGGUCUACAGCAGUGAUCUCCCACCCUCUCCUCUCCCUCCCCCCCAGGUCUACAGCAGUGAUCUCCCACCCUCUCCUCUCCCUCCCUCCAGGUCUACAGCAGUGAUCUCCCACCCUCUCCUCUCCUCCCCCCAGGUCUACAGCAGUGAUCUCCCACCCUCUCCUCUCCCUCCCCCCAGGUCUACAGCAGUGAUCUCCCACCCUCUCCUCUCCCUCCCUCCAGGUCUACAGCAGUGAUCUCCCACCCUCUCCUCUCCUCCCCCCAGGUCUACAGCAGUGAUCUCCCACCCUCUCCUCUCCUCCCCCCAGGUCUACAGCAGUGAUCUCCCACCCUCUCCUCUCCCUCCCCCCAGGUCUACAGCAGUGAUCUCCCACCCUCUCCUCUCCUCCCCCCAGGUCUACAGCAGUGAUCUCCCACCCUCUCCCUCCCUCCAGGUCUACAGCAGUGAUCUCCCACCCUCUCCUCUCCCUCCCCCCAGGUCUACAGCAGUGAUCUCCCACCCUCUCCUCUCCCUCCCCCCAGGUCUACAGCAGUGAUCUCCCACCCACCCUCUCCUCUCCUCCCCCCAGGUCUACAGCAGUGAUCUCCCACCCUCUCCUCUCCCUCCCCCCAGGUCUACAGCAGUGAUCUCCCACCCUCUCCUCUCCCUCCCCCCAGGUCUACAGCAGUGAUCUCCCACCCUCUCCUCUCCCUCCCCCAGGUCUACAGCAGUGGUGAAACAGUAUUGGCGGUAGACAGACUCUCUCUAGCAGUGGGGAAAGGAGAGUGUUUUGGCCUGCUGGGUUUCAAUGGAGCAGGGAAGACCACCACCUUCAAGAUGCUCACAGGGGACGAGACCGUCACCUCUGGUGAUGCCUACAUUGACGGCUACAGCAUCCUGAGGGAUGUCAAGAAGGUAGGAGAGCGAGAGGGAGGUAAGGAGAGGGAGAGAGGGGGGAGGGAGGGAGGGAGGGAGAGAGGGAGGGGGAAAUUAGCACUUUUGAAAAAUUAUUAAAAUUGUUUUGUCACAUACACCGGAUAGGUGCAGUGAAAUGUGUUGUUUUACAGGGUCAGCCAUAGUAGUAUGGCAUCCCUUGAGCAAAUUAGGGAUAACUACCUUGCUCAAGGGCACAUCUGCAGAUUUUUCAUCUUGUCGGCUCGGGAAUACUCAAACCUCUAAGCUAACUGCCGCCCUUACUUGAAAGUUCAUUAGGGCACACCGUAGCAAAGCAUUUUGCAACAGAAAACAAAAACUAGCAUUUCCUUUUGAACACAUACAGAUAGGACCUUCUCAAUUAGGGGCUGUUUUCUUACGCUUUGUGCCUCCUGAACACGAACCAGUUCUAAUAUACAAUGAAACUCACAAAAUCACCUUGCAUGACACCACCCUCUCUCCCAUGUGUCGUAGGUACAGCAGAGGAUUGGCUACUGCCCGCAGUUCGACGCUGUCCUGGAUCACAUGACAGGAAGAGAAACGCUGUGCAUGUACGCUAGGCUCCGGGGGAUACCAGAGAAAUACGUGUCGGGCUGCGUGGAGAACGUGCUACGGUCCUUACUACUAGAUCCCCAUGCUGACAAACUGUGCCGCAGCUACAGGUAAGCAUUCAGGGGAGAGAGUAGGGGGGAAGGGGUUGGGUGUGUGUGUGUUGGUUUGGAGGUGGGGGACAGAGUGUGUGUGUGUGAGUGUGUGUGGGGCAGUUGCUGGUCACAGAGUCCUUUUCUUGCUCUAUAUUUGUUGUGCUCCUUCUGUCCCUCUAGACAUAGCAUGUCCUAUAGUGUACACUCCUCCUUCUGUCCCUCUAGACAUAGCUUGUCCUAUAGUGUACACUCCUCCUUCUGUCCCUCUAGACAUAGCAUGUCCUAUAGUGUACACUCCUCCUUCUGUCCCUCUAGACAUAGCUUGUCCUAUAGUGUACACUACUCCUUCUGUUCCUCUAGACAUAGCUUGUCCUAUAGUGUACACUACUCCUUCUGUUCCUCUAGACAUAGCUCACGAAUGUCAAGAGAUUGCUGAGUACAAACACACUCCCUUUCCUCCUUCCUUCCUCCCUCCUACAUACAUCUCUCCAUCUUGCCCCCCUCCCUCUCCCUCUCCCUCCCCCUCCCCAUCCCUUCCUAUCCCUCUCUCUUUUUCCCUCCUUCACCUCUUUCUCUCUCCCUGCAGUGGGGGCAAUAAGAGGAAGCUGAGUGCGGCUGUGGCUCUGAUUGGUGGACCCCCGGUCAUCUUCCUGGACGAGCCAUCCACCGGCAUGGACCCGGUUGCUAGGCGACUGCUGUGGGACGCCGUGACGCGCACCCGAGAGUCUGGAAAGGCCAUCAUCAUCACUUCUCACAGGUGAACAUAGCGCGCACACACACACCGUCCUCUUCAUCGCUAACAUGAUCAUCCUCAUUUCUUCAUCAUCUUCCACCUUCCAGUACAGCCAUUACUUUGUUUCAGGAAGGAACAGAGAGACUCAGAGAUUGAAAUAGAUGUUGUCAUGCUUGGUAUCUUCUUUUUAUCUCUCUCAAUCUUUCUCCCUCUCCUCUCUUUUUCCCACUGUUCUUCCCCUUCUGUCUUGCUCUCUCUGCUGUAGUAUGGAGGAAUGCGAGGCCCUGUGCACCAGGCUGGCUGUGAUGGUGAACGGUCAGUUUAAGUGUCUGGGCAGUCCCCAGCACCUGAAGAGUAAGUUUGGCAGCGGCUACACACUGCUGGCUAAAGUACGAGUCGACAAGGAGGUGGAGGACAGCGACCUGCAACUCUUCAAGGACUUCAUCGAGAGCACCUUCCCAGGUCAGAGACAAAAACACACACACACACACACACACACUUUUUCCACAUUUAGUUACGUUACAGCCUUAUUCUAAAAUGUAUUACAUAGUUUUUUCCCCUCAUCAAUCUACACACAAUACCCCAUGAUGUUUGCUAACAAACAUUUUUUUUUUUUAUGAAAGUAUUCAGACCCUUUACUCAGUAAUUUGUUGAAGCACCUUUGGCAGCGAUUACAGCAUCAAGUCUUCUUGGGUAUGACUCUACAAGCUUGGCACACCUGUAUUUGGGGAGUUUCUCCCAUUCUUCUCUGCAGAUCCUUUCAAGCUCUGUCAGGUUGGAUGGGGAGCGUUGCUGCACAGCUAUUUCCAGGCCUCUCCAGAGAUCUGGUUCAAGUCCGGGCUCUGGCUGGGCCACUCAAGGACAUUCAGAGACUUGUCCUGAAGCCACUCCUGCGUUGUCUUGGCUGUGUGCUUAGGGUCGUUGUCCUGUUGGAAGGUGAACCUUCACCCCAGUCUGAGGUCCUAAGCGCUCUGGAGCAGGUUUUCAUCAAGGAUCUCUCUGUACUUUGUUCCGUUCAUCUUUCCCUCGAUCCUGACUAGUCUCCCAGUCCCUGCCGCUGAAAAACAUCCCCACAGCAUGAUGUUGCCACCACCAUGCUUCACCGUAGGGAUGGUGCCAGGUUUCCUCCAAACAGAACAAAGAGUUCAAUCUUGGUUACAUCAUUUACAUUUACAUUUUAGUCAUUUAGCAGACGCUCUUAUCCAGAGCGACUUAGUUGUUGAGUGCAUACAUUAUCUCUAGUGGCACAGCUAGCACUGCGAUGCAGUGCCUUAGACCACUGCGCCACUCGGGAGGCACAUCAGACCCAAGAAUCUUGUUUCUCAUGGUCUGAGAGUCUUUAGGCGCCUUUUGGCAAACUCCAAGCAUGCUAUCAUGUGCCUUUUACUGAAGAGUGGCUUCCGUCUGGCCACUACCAUAAAAGCCUGAUUGGUGGAGUGCUGCAGAGAUGGUUGUCCUUCUCCAUAGAGGAACUCUAGAGCUCUGUCAGAGAGACCAUCGGGUUCUUGGUCACCUCCCUGACCAAGGCCCUUCUCCCCUGAUUGCUCAGUUUGGCUGGGCGGCCAACUCUAGGAAGAGUCUUGGUGGUACCAAACUUCUUCCAUUUAAGAAUGAUGGAGGCCAAUGUGUUCUUGGGGACAUUCAAUGCUGCAGAAAUUUUUUGGUACCCUUCCCCAGAUCUGUGCCUCGACACAAUUCUGUCUCGGAGCUCUACGGACAAUUCCUUCGACCUCAUGACUUGGUUUUUGCUCUGACAUGCACUGUCAACUGUGGGACCUUAUAUAGACAGGUGUGUGCCUUUCCAAAUCCUGUCCAAUCAAUUGAAUUGACCACAUGUGGACUCCAAUCAAGUUGUAGAAACAUCGCAAGGAUAACUAAUGAAAACACGAUGCACCUGAGCUCAAUUUCGAGUCUCGUAGCAAAGGAUCUGAAUACUUAUUAAAAGGUAUUUCAGUUUUUUUUUUGUUUUUUUUUACAUUUGCAAAUAUUUCUAAAAAACAGUUUUUGCUUUGUCAUUAUGGGGUAUUGUGUGUAGAUUGAUGAGGGGAAAAACGUAUUUAAUCAAUUUUAGAAUAAGGCUGUAACGUAACAAAAUGUGGAAAAAGUCAAGGGGUCUGAAUACUUUCCGAAGGCACUACACGCACGCACGCACGCACUCACCCCACCCCCCGAGGCGAUCCAAGAUGUAUGACUGUCAAUGGUUUAGGGGGUUGGUCUAACAUGACAUCACUUCCUUCUCUCCACAGGAAGUCUACUGGCAGAUGAACACCAGGGUAUGGUGCACUACCACUUGACUGACAAGACUCUCACCUGGGCACAGGUAACUAUCUCUCUUUCUCAGCCGGUCCCUAUUCACUCCUUAACCCUUCUCCUUGGCCCUAACAUGUCAGCCAAACUGCCUUUUUAGAUUUUAGAUAGGGCUCCCGAGUGGCACAGCGGUCUAAGGCACUGCAUCUCAGUGCUUGAGGCGUCACUACAGACCCCCUGGUUCGAUUCCAGGCUGUAUCACAACCGGCCGUGAUUGGGAGUCCCAUAGGGCGGCGCACAAUUGGCCCAGCGUUGUCCGGGUUUGGCUGGUGUAGGCCGUCAUUGUAAAUAAGAAUUAGUUCUUAACUGAAUUGCCUUGUUAAAUAAAAGUUUAAAAAAUACGAAGAGUGUAAUGACUCUUGGCACUAAGUGUAUUUGCAAUUGAUUUGUGUCUGACUACUCCAGACUAUUGAAGUUGUCAGAAACAGCUUGUGAUUUCAGUCUAAGCACUGACUCACCCUAUGUGACUCACCCUGUUACUCACCCUAUGUGACUCACCCUAUGUGACUCACCGUAUGUUACUCCCCCAUGUUCCCCCUCUUUCUCUCCCCUCUCUUUAUCCCCCCCAUUCUCCCCCAGGUGUUUGGCACCCUGGAGGCAGCCAAAGAGAAGUACAACAUCGACGACUAUGCUGUGAGCCAGAUCUCCCUGGAACAGGUGUUCCUCAGCUUCGCCCAGUUCCAGCACUGCAGCAGGAAAUAG